UACUCUCAAGUGGCCAAAGAGCAAGGCCUACGAUCGCGUGCGGCUUUCAAGCUAACCCAGAUUAACCGAAAGUACCCUGUUUUGGAAAAGGCUCAGAAUGCGGUUUUAGAUUUGUGUGCAGCACCUGGUGGUUGGACGCAGGUUGCGGCGCGUACCUGCAACAAGUCAGUCCCCAUCAUCGCCGUCGAUAUCUUGCCCAUUCGGAGUUUUGCGAAUGCGCAGAAUAUUACGACCUUGAUUGGUGACAUUACCACGGACAAGUGCAAGUCCGAUAUCAAACAUGCGCUUCAGGGAAGACCAGUGGAUGUUGUCUUGCACGAUGGAGCUCCCAAUAUUGGUGCCGAUUACGGAAAGGAUGCCUACGAACAGAACGAAAUUGCCCUGCACGCAUUGCGGUGUGCGACACAGCAUUUAGUCAAGGGUGGGACUUUUAUUACCAAAGUGUAUCGCUCGCGUGAUUACGCAUCGUUUCAAUGGUUACUGCAGCAGCUAUUUCAAGGUGUACAAGCCUUCAAGCCCAAAGCUAGUCGUGCCCAGUCGGCCGAAAUCUUUUUGGUCUGUGAAAAAUACAAGGCACCCAGCAAACUUGACCCACGUUUGUUAGAUCCUAAGCAUGUCUUUGAAGCC
Molecule: messenger RNA, 627 nt
Organism: Phaeodactylum tricornutum CCAP 1055/1
Lineage: Eukaryota; Bacillariophyta; Bacillariophyceae; Surirellales; Neidiaceae
Exons: 1
Biological process (GO): rRNA methylation; maturation of LSU-rRNA from tricistronic rRNA transcript (SSU-rRNA, 5.8S rRNA, LSU-rRNA); maturation of 5.8S rRNA from tricistronic rRNA transcript (SSU-rRNA, 5.8S rRNA, LSU-rRNA)
Cellular component (GO): preribosome, large subunit precursor; nucleolus
Molecular function (GO): rRNA (uridine-2'-O-ribose)-methyltransferase activity; rRNA (guanine) methyltransferase activity
Source: RefSeq, a predicted model, not a curated record